GCAGACUGCACAGCUAAUCUGGAACGACACUACUCCCAUGCAUUAAACCCCCUUUUCACAGAACGUGGUUCAUAUUAUUCUAAAAUUCAACUUCCAGGGUAUACAAAUGCUGUAUCUGCCAGGACAUGUUUUCUGACCUCUAAAAUUUCCGGUGUCAUCUGAGAAUACACGACAAGAUUGCCACCUACACAUGUGACAUGUGUCCCUUUAUGGUGUUUGGAGAGAGGAAGCAGUAUAUCAGCCACCUAGAGGACCAUGAGCUUGCCAAGGACUCGUACAUACCUGGACAUACCCUACGUCUCCCAUGCUUUGUAUGCAAGAAGGAUUUCCCUGACAGGGCUUCGCUGCGCAAACACCAGAACUACUACCACUCAGAGAAGUGCUUCACGUGCGCGCUGUGCGGAAAAGCCUUCGUCGAGUGGGCAAAGUUACAGCGCCAUCAAAUAACGCAUACAGGCAAGAAAGAGUUCCAGUGUACGUAUUGUGAUAAAUCAUUCGGGCUGAAGCACAAUCUCCUUGCGCAUAUGUACAUUCACACAAAGUACAAGCCUUGGGAAUGCAGUAUCUGUAGGCGGAAGUUUGGACAUAAAGUUUGCCUAAACCGGCAUUUGAAAGUGCACGAGGGGUUCUCGGUGGAAUAUUUGUAAACUGGUUGAGGCAAAAGCGAGUUACAUUGAUUACUUAAUACAGUGAAAAUAAUUCAUAAAUGUCAUUGGGAUAUGAUCCUUUUAAACGGACCCUGUUUACAUAAAGAAAACUGUCAAUAGAAGUUAAGUGAUUUUGGAUUUAAGAUUUACGCCUAGACUGGGUUUUUGAUAAGAAGGGACUUCCUUUAAACAAAUAAUACCAUUAAAGCCGAGUUUUGUCCCUAGUUAGCCUGUGCAGACUGCAGAGACUACCCUUGGAAAACACUGACGCAAAUGCAUGAAGCCCCAUUUGCCCAGAAUUCAUGAUUACUUAACCCAAAGUCUGAUUUUUUCCAUUGUAAUUUUUCUUGAUGAAACAGGUUCUGUUCAGAUGGGCAUUGUCCAAAAGCCUUUAACUUUAUAAACAAUUGAUAUCACAAAUUGCAGAUUUUGUUUCUUAGUGUUGAAUACGACUGAAAGAUUGUAAUGUUAUGAAAAAAUUUUCCCAUUUGAGAUGAUAUAUUAUAGAAUAUACUUUUCUCGAUUGAUAAUUUUUCCCAAAUCCUCAAAUGCAUAAAAAUACAGACCUAAUCUGUAAUUGUCAAUCUUGAAUGACUUAUUUGCCAAUUUAUAAUAAUUAACAUCAUUUAAAUAUCAAAUAGUACAAUUUUUCAUUCAUAACUGCCUUUUUGAAAUUUCUCAAAUACUAAGAUAUUGCAUGCAAUAUUCCUCAUUGAUUGGUAGGGGACUUGUUUCCCAUGGAGUAAAUUAAAUCUAAAUUUAAAGUUAGCCAGAUAUUUGUUGUAGGCUUUAAAGCCCAUAAACACUCAAAAUCAACGAAUAUUUCGUACAAUUUUUUGAAAAAUAAAGUUGACGCAUAACAAAUCAAUGUUUCUUAUAGCAAUAGCCAGAAUUUCAACGCCAGAUGUGGUCUUAUUUUUGUGUGUCACAAUAUACCGUAUUCCAUGUGAAUUUCUGACUACGAAAUAUUUUGCGAAAUCUUUGUUGUUUUUAAGUAUUAAUGUUACUUCAAACCAUGCAAUUGUUCUUGGGCCUAGCUAAGGAUAUUUUAUCAUGACAGUUUCACCUCACUUAAAUCUGAAUUGAUGACGACAUGAAAAGAAAGUUUGAAAUUGUGUUUAUAUAAUGUAAAAAAUCAUGUUUAUAUUAUUAACAUCAAACAAAUUAGGAAUUGAAAACAGUUUGGGAAAUACAUGUAUUUGGGAAAUGGCUGAUUUGAAGCCAUUAUAAUGUUGUUUGUUGUUAUGUUAAAAGACUGUUGACAGAACUGCUCAAACAAAUGUAUGUGUUUUCUGUUCUGUAGUAAUUAUUAUUUAUGUUAUAUUCCUCUCCUGAUGUUUCUGAAGUUUGAUUUGACGUAACUUUUUCAGAGCUUUAUUUCAAAUAUAAUUUAAGAUUUUAUCAUUGGUGUAUAGAUUUCAAAGUGCAAUCUACACGAACUACAUGUAUAACCCUACACUUGCUUGUUAUUGCCCUUUAUUGUUUUUGUUUGAUGUAACUUUUCAGGGCUAUAUCUCAGAUACUAUACACAAUUGCAGCAUGAAAAUUCAUGGGUGUAUAGAUAUCAAUGAGGAGAAGGGCUAUGUACAAGAACUAUAGCCAUAAACUUUCUUGAAAAUUAUCAACUUGUGUUGUCUUUGUAUAAUGUAACUUGAGUUUUUCUGGAUAUAAAAUUAUUUUUAAGUUAAGACCAAGAUUGAGAUUGAGGGUUUGUUUUAACAAAUUUCUUUGCAAAAUCUAAGUUCUACUAACUAUCUUACCUGGUGUUGUGGGUGAUUGACAUUUAAUAUCAAGGGUUUAAUAGUAUUACUUCCAGAAAACCAAACUGUUUGUCCUACCAGCAAUAACUUAAUGGAUCCGAAAAUAAGCUGCAGAAAUUCAAGUCCCUUUAAUCUUGUUUAUCUGGAAAACUGGAACCUUUAGACAUAAAAUUGAUGCAUUAAAGCUUUUAGAGCAGGUGUUAUAUGAUACCUCCGGACAUUCAAGUACUUCUUAAGAUUUUACCAAGUGGCUUUUAAAUACCGGCCCUCAAUUUUGUACUUAAAUUCUUGGCUUCAGCGUAAAAUAAAUUUUAAAUCCAGAAAUACAUAGGUCAAUUAUGUCCCAUAUUAUAUUUCAUAACAUUAAAUAUUAAGAAAUAAAAUAGCAAUACACACUUGUUGUUUGUUAUAACUUGUUAGACAUUUACUAACUAGGGGGAGAAAAGCAUGUUUUGUUAGAAUGUAUUAAUUAUUUAUAUAUAGAAAUAUAUGAGAAAGAAAUUCUUCAAACAGUGUAACAAAUGAGUAUCUUAUACCCUAGCGCUUUCGACUAUAGGUCUUCUUAAGGGGUGUAUACAGAUAUGAGUUAACGAUUCUCCAGUUCGAAUGCACAGUAGAACCAUUGUCUUGUUAAAACGUGCAGCCACAGGAAACACUUUUACGCUCAUUAAAGCCAUGUGCUUAAGACUGGUGCCCGCGGUGUUUAUGAUAUCGAUGAAAUUGUAAAAAUUGAGGUUAACUUUUUGAAAUUCAGUUUUGUUUUUAUAGUUAUGGGUCGUUUUAUUUGUUAUAUUUACUUAUUUACGCAAAUUAAAAUUGUGUUCUAGACUGACGCCCGUGAUA
Dreissena polymorpha is the source of this 3250-nucleotide messenger RNA. Its product is annotated as gastrula zinc finger protein XlCGF8.2DB-like. Gene Ontology annotation, biological process: regulation of transcription by RNA polymerase II. The transcript is spliced from 3 exons. The record is from RefSeq and is a predicted model, not a curated record. Gene Ontology annotation, molecular function: RNA polymerase II cis-regulatory region sequence-specific DNA binding; DNA-binding transcription factor activity. NCBI's taxonomy places the organism in Eukaryota, Metazoa, Mollusca, Bivalvia, Myida, Dreissenidae. The coding region runs from base 198 to 647 and encodes 149 amino acids.